UAAUAAGGGUGGCGUAAUGUUAAAAGUUAUAUUCUGUUACCAUGUCCAAUAUAUAAAAAUAAUUAUUAGGGUAAAACUGUAUUCAUCUCUAAAUGGAAUAUAAUGCACUUUGUAAUUAUUUAAUUCUUCACUGGCUAUUUUAGAGUAUAUACUCUUUCAUUGUAGUAUCUAAAUUAUUUUUAAAACUUUAGAUUGUUGUUAAGGUUGAUUCAAAUUAAUGAUAAUUUUCAAUUAUUGUAAGCUAAUAUUUACCUUUACUUCCACAUAGCUUUCUCUCGCUCAAGAAUUUUUAUAGAUUUUUAUGAAUUCUUUAGAGAAAAUGUACAUAACCUGUCAUUGGCCUAACUAAAAUGUGUUUUAUGGUAAUAUUCUGUGUUACUCUAGAAACAUAAGUUUCUAAAGUGGAAAAAUCUCUUCCAUCUAGGUUGAGCAUGAGUUUUGAAGUCAAACAAAUCUGUCUUUAAAAUCUGAUUCUACUACUUAUUUGCUUUGUUGCUUUGGAGGAAUUACAUGGCCUUCCUAAUUAAUACCUGUUCAUCUGAAAAAUGGGGCAUUAUACUGUCUUGACAAGGGUAUUAUAAGGGAUGAGAGGAUGCAGACAAAAUAUAAAGAAUACGGAGCGCUUUGCAUUCAGGAAUACAGAAAAAACAGCAAAGUGGAGUCAAGUACACGGAACAGCUUCAUGGGCUUGAAGGAUCAUCUGGGCCAUGACCUCGGCCACCUUUAUGUGGAGACCACUGACCCACAUUUAAGUGCAGCUGUACCUUGGCCAAUGGUAGAAAAACCAACAAUGGAAAAAGUUAGUUCCAGGAAGGAAGAUACGGAAAAAGAGGUGUCUGAAGAGAAUGCAAGCUCUGGUGACUCUGAAGAAAGCACAAAUUCUGAUAAUGAGUCAGAACAGUUGAGUAGUAUUUCCGUAGAGCCGUGCUUAUUAACUAAGACUCACCGACAACUCUGUAGAUCUCCCUGUUUAGAGCCCCAUGUACUCAAAUGCAGUGAAAUUUUGCAAGACUUUAAAACUGAAGAGUCCCAGACUACAUCCAAGGAAGCAAAGAAACCCCCUGAUGUGGUACGAGAAUACCAAACAAAACUGGAGUUUGCACUUAAGUUAGGUUAUUCCGAAGAACAGGUUCAGCUUGUGCUAAACAAACUCGGUACCGAUGCUUUAAUCAAUGAUAUAUUGGGAGAACUGGUCAAACUUGGAAAUAAAAGUGAAACUGAUCAAACAGUUAGCACAAUCAACAGUAUAAUGCGGGAAACGUCUUCCCUGGAAUCUCAGAGGUCUGAAUCUCCAAUGCAAGAGAUUAUAACAGAUGAUGGUGAAAAUCUGAGACCAAUAGUUAUUGAUGGCAGCAAUGUAGCAAUGAGCCAUGGAAACAAAGAAGUAUUUUCCUGCCGUGGAAUAAAAUUGGCAGUAGACUGGUUUUUGGAAAGAGGCCACAAAGAUAUUACAGUUUUUGUUCCUGCUUGGAGGAAAGAGCAAUCCCGACCUGAUGCCCUCAUUACAGAUCAGGAAAUUUUACGUAAAUUAGAGAAGGACAAAAUCCUGGUGUUCACGCCAUCCCGACGUGUGCAGGGGAGGCGAGUGGUGUGCUAUGACGACAGGUUCAUUGUGAAGCUGGCUUUUGAGUCGGAUGGUAUAAUUGUGUCCAAUGACAACUACAGGGAUCUGGCUAAUGAAAAACCAGAAUGGAAGAAGUUCAUAGAUGAGCGGUUAUUAAUGUAUUCAUUUGUCAAUGACAAGUUCAUGCCCCCUGAUGAUCCUCUUGGCAGACAUGGCCCAAGCCUGGAUAAUUUUCUGAGGAAGAAACCUAUUGUUCCUGAACACAAAAAGCAGCCUUGUCCAUAUGGGAAGAAGUGUACCUAUGGACACAAGUGCAAAUAUUACCAUCCCGAAAGGGGCAGCCAGCCUCAGCGGUCAGUGGCUGAUGAACUUCGUGCCAUGUCUAGGAAUACAGCAGCCAAAACUGCAAAUGAAGGAGGACUGGUGAAAAGCAACAGUGUUCCCUGUAGCACUAAGGCUGACAGCACUUCUGAUGUCAAACGAGGUGCUCCAAAGAGGCAAUCAGAUCCAAGCAUAAGGACUCAAGUCUACCAAGACCUAGAGGAAAAGCUUCCCACCAAAAACAAAUUGGAAACCAGGUCUGUACCUUCCUUAGUUAGUAUACCGGCUACUUCUACUGCAAAACCCCAAAGCACUACAUCUUUAAGCAAUGGCCUUCCAUCUGGAGUUCACUUUCCACCUCAGGAUCAAAGACCACAGGGACAAUAUCCUCCAAUGAUGAUGGCAACCAAAAAUCAUGGAACGCCAAUGCCUUAUGAACAGUACCCAAAAUGCGACUCGCCUGUUGACAUUGGAUAUUAUUCCAUGUUGAAUGCAUAUUCAAAUCUGAGCAUCUCGGGCCCACGGAGUCCUGAAAGGCGUUUCUCCUUAGACACCGAUUAUAGAAUAAGUUCUGUAGCUUCGGACUGCAGCAGCGAAGGGAGCAUGAGCUGUGGGAGCAGCGACUCCUAUGUGGGGUACAACGACCGUUCCUACGUCAGUUCUCCCGACCCACAACUAGAAGAGAAUUUGAAGUGUCAACACCUGCACCCUCACAGCCGCCUUAAUUCCCAGCCCUUCCUGCAGAAUUUCCACGACCCCUUAACCAGAGUGCAAAGUUACAGUCAUGAAGAACCAAAGUACCAUCACAAGCCUCCUCUUCCACACUUGGCUAUGCAUCUGCAGCACCCAGCUGUGGGUGCCCGGUCCAGUUGUCCCGGUGAUUACCCCUCUCCUCCAAGUUCAGCACACUCUAAGGCACCACACCUGGGGAGGUCUUUAGUGGCCACAAGAAUAGACAGCAUUUCCGAUUCUCGGCUCUAUGACAGUUCACCUUCAAGACAAAGAAAACCUUAUUCCCGCCAGGAUGGGCUGGGAAGUUGGGAUAGGCAGAGUUACGGGAUUGAUGCAUAUGGCUAUCGGCAGACUUACUCCUUGCCUGAUAACUCCACACAGCCAUGCUAUGAGCAGUUCACCUUCCAGAGCCUACCUGAACAGCCAGAACCUACCUGGCGAAUACCAUACUGCGGAAUGCCACAAGACCCCCCAAGGUAUCAAGACAACCGGGAAAAGAUUUUUAUCAACUUGUGCAACAUCUUCCCACCUGACCUUGUGAGAAUUGUCAUGAAAAGGAAUCCUCACAUGACAGAUGCCCAGCAGCUAGCUGCAGCCAUUUUAGUGGAGAAAUCACAGCUGGGUUAUUGAAAGAUGAUGCAUCUUUGUGGUGUUUAGUAGUUUUUUUGUUCAGCUCAAAUGCUGAGGGAGGUUUGCUACAAUAGCACACAUGAUCUCCUUCUCAGCAAGGAGGUUAUAUAGUAUCCAUUUAUGUGAAAUACUGUAUCAUGGAAUCUGUAUGUAUAGCCCCACAUGGUGGAAGUAUCACGGGAUUGCUUUACAUUCAAACAUUUUUUUAACGUUUCCUUUUUAAAGCUAUAUCCUUGGCUGGAAAUUUUUCCAGUUUGAUUUAAUAGAUGUAUCUGUGAUCUUUGAUAUUAAUCUUUGGUGCAUCAGGGGUUUAUAUGCAGCACUUUUUAUCCUUGUUUCAUGUUUUAUUACCUUGGUGUUUGUCUAUCAAUUGCAAGCAAUUACAAUACCUACAGAAUGUUGAACAUUUGACUAGACCUAGCAAACUAUUUUUUCAAGCCAAGCUUAAUUAGAAUCUUUUACAGCUUUUUAAGUUGUUUUUAUUUGGGGAAAGUGGGCUUCUUUGUGCUAGAAUCAUUAUUUAUAGAAACAAAGAUAUACUACAGCACUGACUUUAUAUUUUAAACAAAAUGUAAGUUACCAGUUUAUGUUGAAAUGGGUAACAGGAUAUAUUAGAAUGAUUUACAAGAUGGCACUUUUUUUUUUUUUAUAUGUUAAGUAAUUAGUUAAUUUAAUAUGGUUGGUUUAAAGGAAAGCAGAUGCAAUCAGUGGAAAAAAUAUUUCCAUUUUUUAUACGAAUAAGGCAAAAGCUAUAACUGUUACAGUUAGAGCUUUGAUAUCCAGCUAUUAUGUGCUUCUAGACAGUAGAAAUGGAAUUGAAUUCCUAGAUUUUCAUUAAUUUGUCUUUUUAAUGUGUCUGUCUUUUUGUUUUGGGGCACAACAAUACUGGAUAAAAUAACCCUUUCACAGUACUUGCCUGUUUUUAAUGAAUCUAAUUAUUCUCAAUGCAACUUUUAUAUUUAAUAUACUCUUCAGCUUUCCUGCUAUUUAUCAAGGCUGGCCUGAGGUGGUUUAUGUGUUGAGGAUAUGCAACAUUUAUUGAUACUGCACUAUAGAAAUGGCGACAGAGGAGUUGUAAAUGGUAACUUAAAUUUUUUGUAAGAUACUGUAUAUUUUCCAUUUUCCUGAAGGUAGUUUUUUUGGGGCCUGUUAUAUUAUUAAGGCCAGAUUCUUGCCACAAAUAGUGUAGUUUUAGAUACAGACUGAAGUCUGUUCUAGUAUUAGUAAGGGAUAUUUCUGGUUCAAAGCCAUGGGUUUUGCUAGAUGCGAAGACGUUUCUGUGGGUCGGAAGAUAGAUGUUGGCAAUCAGUGGCAGAUAGCAGUGUGAUUGACAGCGCUUGGACUGUUGCCUCCGGCUUUUCAAUUUUACUCAGUGUAACAGCCUCGUUCAGGUCGGUUUCUGUAGUCAGCCUAGAUGCCCUGGUUAUUCUGAUUUCUCUACUUGCUGCAGUUUGAAGCCCUGAAAAGCCAGAAAGGACCUUUUACUGUUGAUACAAAUUGUAUCUUUUUAACUAUAAGAACUAUUUUGAUUUGUAGAGCUAGUUAAAACACAAAUGUGUAACUGUGGUUAGACUUUUGGGCAACAUUUUAUCCCUUAUUUAAAUAUAAAUUUUUACAGUAAAAUUGAGGUCUAGACUAGGGUAGAAAAUAACAGUAACAAUUUAGGUAAAUAAAAAGCAUCUGUCUUAGUUUUAUAUACUAUAUUAAAAUAUAUUAAAUUUAUUGGCAUUUUAUUUCUCCUAAAACUUAUCUAGUGUGAACUUAACUUAAAAUAAAGGUAAAAUGCUGCCUGAAAAUAAUGUCCAAGCACCUUUGACUAGGAUAACAUUUUCACUACUUGUGUGACACUGUGUGUUGCAUGAAGUAGGAUUUGGGUAUACAGUAAAUGCUUCUAAAAGGCAUUGUGCAUAUUGACAUAUCCAAUAAUCUGAACCGUGUUCAGCAAACUUAAUUCAGGAAAGUGGUGUUCUACACAAUUAUUGCUGUUGUUUUUGCGGUGAGUAUGGCGCUCCUCUGUACCCAGAAGUGGUACAGGUGAUGCCACACACACCAUCCUGAGUGGCGUCUGUCUGAGAGCAGCCCUGCUCGUGAAAAUCGUUCUCCUUGAUUUUGUUGGUCACUACCUGUAGAACAAGCUUAAAUGUAGAGGCUAAACCAGUGCCAGAAGUAGGGUUACAAAUGUGUAGUAACUGUUAUUUUAGUCAUAUUCUAAGAAUUUUUUUUUUUUCGUAUGAACUCACGGUUUUAAAUUGUACAUGGCAGCCUUUGUUUCAGUUGCUUCAUUUUACGUUUUAAUUACUGACGAGUCUGCUAAACUUAACGGAGCUCUUUGUUGAAGUGAAGUCGUAGGUGACUGUAUACCACACUUUUAAUUUGGCCUUCCAGCGUUUUUAGCGGAUUGACUACAUGUCAGUUGCUUCACUGAUGUUUAAACCAUGGAGAAAUAGUGUAGUCUGCUGCCACCUGUACUGAUGUGAAUAGCUCUGACCAACACAUACUGAAACCCUUCAGUAACAAUUAAUUUUGAGUUAAGAAAUUGCAGCUUUCGUAUGUCAAGAGGACAAUUUGUCCCUUUAUCUUGAAGCACCAACGUUGCUUUCAGAGCUUAAGAAUGAGAUAUUGGCAGAUUUUAGGUACAGCGGUUUCUUAAUUCUCCAAAGCAAUAAGUAAAAGGAUCCAUCAUUAAAUUAAAUCCACAGCUGAUCCUAAACCUUCAUUUUAGCCAAAACUUUCUUCCUAAUCCAGUCAUUUACCAGACUUGCUAAUAAGUAACUAGAGAGAGGUUUGUUAGUAAGUAGUGAAAUUGCCAGAAGUGGUCAACUGAUAGAAGAAAAAGGACUCAGAUUGGAAUAUUCUGCCCCUGAAUAAUUGACAGUUGACUGUACUUUACACAGUAAUUAGCCAGUUCAUCGUCUCUGUGUCUUAGUACAGAGGGAAUCGUACUCAGCUGGCCAAAUACUGGCCCUUAGUAUUUCCUCCUUUCUUGCAUGUGAUACAUAAAUUUUCAAUCUUAUUUUUAUGAUCUGUAUAUCCUGAUAGAGUUUGUCAUUGACCUAAACAUUUAAAAGAAAUGCACACCAGUAUAAGAAGAUUUGGUGGAAACUUGAGCUUUGUGUUUUUUAUGAAAAUUCAUUUAUGAGAAUAUAUAAUAUAAAAGAAUGUUUUAUAUCUAUCUAUAUAUAGACAUACAUACCUAUUUGUUAUGAAGAAUUAAGAAUGGGAGGGGCGUGCUUUUGAUGGCUAACUUUUCCCUGAUUGGACUAUGUUCCUUUGAGAUGUGGACAACCAAUCCUGGGGUCUGGGUGACCAAUGGUAAGAUUUAGAACACUUGAAUGGAAAGCAGAUUCUUCACUGGUUUUAUUCCUGGUCUUUUUAAAUAAUUAUUUUGAUAAUUUUAAUAGAACAUGUAAUUUUAAAAAACAAAAAGGCUUAAAGUAGUAUUGAUUAUACAAAUAAUUAUUUAACCUGUCUUUUAUGGCUGUAUCUAUAUGUAUAUAGACAGUAAUAUAUUUAUAAAACAGAUGUGCUUUGGUUAUGUUGUGGCUAUUAGUUUGUGAUAGGUGGGAGGGUAGCUAUGGGAUGUGUGUGUGUGUGUGUGUGUGUGUGUUGAAAAUCCUCAGCUGUUUUUCCCCCCGAUUUAAUGGCAUUGACUCUAAAGUAUAUUUGAUUUUCAUUAUUCUUUCUGCUAACACUUAUUCACCUCCCUCAUUGCAGAUAAAAUAAGAUGUACAGUUUUUUGGCCAUUCUCUUGAUGUUUGGCUCAUCUAUUUGGUUAUCAUCCAACUCCUGAAGAAUUCCUGGGUGACUGAAAUGAAAACAGUUUAUGGGCAGAGAUAGUGCUUCUGUCCAAAUAGAUGAAAGAUGAACACAGCCAUUAAGUUUCCAAGGUAUAUACCAAACAAUAAAAUGAAGUAUAAAAAAGAUAGAUUACAUAUUAGAAUAAGAGAAACCAAAGUAUUAAUAAAAGUAGAGAAACAUACACAUUAUUUUAGAUUGGUCUGGGAAAGCCCCUAUAGCAAGAAUUGGCAAACUUUUUCUAACAGUAAAAGAUCAGAAGGAAAUAUUUCAGACUUUGAGAAUCAUAUGGUCUCCAGAAACUACUCACCUCUGCUGUUACAGCACAAAAGCAGCAAUAGCCAGUGUGUAAAUGAAUGGAUGUAGCUGUGUUCCAGUAAAGCUUUAUUUAUGAAAACAAGCAGCAGGCCAGAUUUGCCUUUUGGGCCAUAGUUUGCUGACUCUGCCCUAGAGGGAGAAAAACAGUCAUAUUAAGCAGUAAACCCUGAUAUAUGUUAAUAUAAGAAAGAAUUUAUUUUAGUUGCCAUUAAAUGAAGUAAUUGAUGGCUUUCCAAAGAAUAUUGAGACAGUCAUAUUAAAGCAUCUUAAUCCAUUUAUGUUUUUUACUUGGUCAUACCUUUUAUUUAUUAGAGACAUUUCUUGGGUUUAACCACACAAAAAGUAUUCUGUAAAAAGAUGUUUUAGUAAGUAUGAAUUUUUUUUUUCAUGAACUUUACAUUUCCAGCGAUAGAUGGGAAUCCCUAACCUAUCCUUGAACCAAAAAUCCUGUUGUAUUUUGAAAAUUAGCAUAUAAUCAAUUGGCCACAAAAUAUCUUAAAGACUGUAUUGAUCAUUUAUGGUUUUCUGCUGGGUUUUGGCUUCUAAUAAAUGACAGAUCAGCCAUUCUUCGAAAAUGGUUUUAAAGAAAAAUAUAUUGCAAUUCCACAUACUAUAGCUUUAUUCUCUAAGUUUAAAAAUUGUGACUAGUAUAAUUUUAGCUAUAAUGUGAGUGUAUUUGUUGUAUUGUGACUCUGUAAGAAACAAAGUGUAUCCUUGCUUUCUCUGUCUAAAUCUUCAGUAUAGAUUUUUUAGACACUGGUGAAUGAUACUCUUAAUAUGAUCAUGUGUAAUUUUAAAUUUCAUCGGGAGUACACACUGCUGAACAUGUUCAUUCUCAAUGCUUUAUAAAUUGUGUUACAUCAAUAACAAGAACAUUAAAUCAUUUUGAACAGUACCAUCUACUGAAGUAUACUUUUUUUUAAAAAAACGAAUACAACUCUAUCUUUUUAAAGUGCUGAUUGUUUUAAGUGAUUAAUUAUUUUUUCCUUUAAUGCUGUCUGUUAACCUACUUAUUACAUCUGUUACAAUAAUACUGCUGUGUAUUAGAAGUGGAUUUUUCCCUAAGGUCCUUACUCUUUCAGAUUUAAAAAACUUCUUAAGGUUUUGACUGCUGGCAGUAGCAAAUGUCCAUGCAUGUUUUCAUCUAGUUUUACAAAACUGGGAAAAUUUCACUUUUUAAACCUUGUACCUAAUUUGCCAGUUUUCUGUCCAAGAAUUUCAGAUGAGUAACAAAACGUUCAUUAAAGCUUUUCCCCCUUUCUUAAAUCAGCUUAUGUGUCAAGGGAAAAAGUCAUUGAAGAAAAAUGGUUGGUUUUUAUAAAAAAUCUGUUUUAGAUUUCCUUCACUUCUUUGAAAUUGUAAAUCUCCUACCUAAUAGGACAUUCCCACAAACUGCAGACUUGCGCAGAGCGCACCAGAUCGCUGACUUACCUUCUUCUUUUAGGCUUUUUCUCCCCAAACCACAGCUGUAUACUGAUGGUCGGAUUUCGGAUCUGAUCCCCAAGCUUUUUUUUACAGGAAAAGUAAAGCAAAGAAUAUGUUUAGAGCAACCAUCUGAUAAGCUGAUGUGAUUUUAUUUAUUUUCUGUCCUGUGUGUUUCUGUAAUGGAAUUUUUACAACUCCAAAAGCAGUAAUUUAGGCCUUCUGGAAAUCCAUAUUAAAACAGCUAUGUGAUUCUGCCACUGAGGGAAGAAAAUUAAGAAAUUCAUUUUUUCUUAUGGUGGUUCAGUUUUGUUUCAUGAAGAAAUGGAGCUCAUACAGCAGUACAGAUGCUAGAAAAUGAAAACAUCAUCCUUCUCUAGCCCAUACUUGCCUGCACUUAGAGAUUAAUAACAUUCUGAGUCUUCCACUGGAUAAGUGCAGGUUCAGUAUCAGCGUACUGUAAGUGUUGGAGCCAUAAAACUUUAUAUGAAAAUUGAAAUUAAAUGCUGAAGACAACGAGUCAUACACUAAGACAUGGUGAGAGUGAUUUCUUUCUCAUCUGUCACUAAGUUUUUGGUGAUUUUGGAUAUCAUCAGGCAUCUGGCUGAGACAAUGAUUGUUAAUAGGGGCCAUGUCCAGUGAGUUUAUACAAAAUGCUGGAUGACAUUGGCAGUGUCUUUUCUGAUGAUGAUGACUACCAAGAAAUGAGAGAGUAUUGAAAAGAUUUAUAUCAGUGGAUUAAUACUGAUAUUGUGCAUUUGGCCAACUUUGAACAGGUAUGUGACAGACAUUGGGGGCACCAAGAGAAGGGUGAGGAAGUCUGUCCCUUCAAGGAGCUCACCUUGUGGCUGGACUGGAAUCUACAAAAGUCAACUUAGUCAACAUGAAUAAGAAGGGCUUUUGAAAAUAGACCGAACAAAUCCUAAUGAAUAGAAAUGGAAAUUUGUAUGUCUUUGAUAGUCGAGCCUGAAAGACUUAGAUCACUGUUGGGAAAUGCUCUGCUUCUGAGAAAAACCUCCACAGACUUGGAAUAGAUUGUAGACUGCUUUCAGGUAUUCAGGGGUGGUGGUUCAAUCCCAGACCUGUACAUAUUUCUGUGGUAUACACACAGACACACAUGCAUACAUACACAUACAUACAUACAAUAUGUAGAAUUUGGGCACAUCACCUUUCAGAGUCUUUUUCAAUCUCAGUUAUAAAAUGAUGUCAAUACCUGUUUCAUAAGUAUGUUGUCACAAAGUAAAUAGUGGCCAUGAUGAUAAUUGUCUUAGUUAUCUAGUGCUGCUUUAACA
Molecule: messenger RNA, 10074 nt
Organism: Trichechus manatus latirostris (Florida manatee)
Lineage: Eukaryota; Metazoa; Chordata; Mammalia; Sirenia; Trichechidae
Gene: ZC3H12C
Product: zinc finger CCCH-type containing 12C
Exons: 6
Coding region: 593-3247 (884 amino acids)
Cellular component (GO): nucleus; cytoplasmic ribonucleoprotein granule
Molecular function (GO): RNA endonuclease activity; metal ion binding; mRNA binding
Source: RefSeq, a predicted model, not a curated record